Messenger RNA from Prunus armeniaca (apricot), 945 nucleotides. The record is from the annotation of a GenBank genome assembly. NCBI's taxonomy places the organism in Eukaryota, Viridiplantae, Streptophyta, Magnoliopsida, Rosales, Rosaceae.
AUGUCAGCCUACCUAUCGGCAGCUCACCAACUACUGGAAAAAUUUCAGGCCUACGAGAUACGGCAGAUCCCCAGGUCAGAAAACAGCCACGCCGAUGCGCUCUCACGUUUAGCUUCGGCAAUAAAUGACAAGAUCGGAAGGAAGGUACUGGUGGAGAUAUUAUCCCAACCAAGCACGACAGCUGCUGAGGUGUGUACCGUUCGGUACGAGGACACAUGGAUGUCUCUGAUCUAUGCCUUCCUGACAACUGGAACCCUUCCUACCGAUAAGUCCCAGGCUCGGAAACUCCGUUACCGAUCCGCAAGAUACACAGUCAUCAACGAUGUUCUAUACAAGCGAGGCUACACGACGCCGUAUCUAAAAUGCCUUACCAAGGAGCAGGGGGACUACAUCCUUCGGGAGGUCCACAGCGGAGUCUGCAGUGACCAUUCCGGAUCCCGAUCGCUCGCACACAAAGUCUUCCGACAAGGAUAUUUCUGGCCGACUCUGCACCAAGAUGCGAACAUGUUAGUCAAGAAGUGUGACAAAUGCCAGCGGUUCGGUAGCAUCCCUCAUGUUCCUUCCGAGCCGCUCUCACCGAUUGUGAGCCCGUGGCUAUUCGCCCAAUGGGGGUUAGAUCUAAUUGGUCCGAUGCCAGAGGGCAAGGGUCAGGUCAAAUAUGCUGUGGUUGUCGUGGACUGCUUCACCAAAUGGGUAGAAGCCAAAGCCUUAGCGACAAUAACGGCAGCCAGAAUAGAAGAUUUCGUCUGGACGAACAUUUGUUGUCGAUUCGGCAUUCCCUACGCCAUCGUCACGGAUAACGGCAGGCAGUUUGAUUCGGAGUUCUUCAGAGAGUUCUGCAUCCGACUUAAGAUCAACCUGUUCUUUGCUUCGCCAGCUCACCCCCAAUCGAACGGCCAAGUCGAAGCAAUGAAUAAAAUUGUCAAGAAGCUAUUGAAACGGUAG